UUCAUUUAUAUUCUUGUGUAUUUAAAUUUUGGUGUAAAUGAUUCGUCAUAUUGAAUUUUGUGUGGAACUUGCUGAAUCAACUUCAUUUUCUUGGAUCUGAGAAAUGUUCUCUUGAUUACUUGUCCAUUUUUCACUGUUAACAAGGUGGUCAUCCAAUUUUACUUCAGCUAAUUAUAGUGAGGAACUUGGUAUUUAGAGAUGGAUCUGAAUUCCAUGAAAGAUGCAUUUGAUCGUGUUACAAAGAAACAGAAGUUAUCAUCAUCCAAGUCUCUGGAAAUGAUCGAACAGAUUGUGCGAGAAAUAGAACAAGUAUUAUCAAGAGUAAAAUCAGGUCAUGAUUCUACAAUUCCAAGUGAUCACGUGUUGAUUUUAAAUGAAUUAAAAGCAAAGUUGAAAGAAAUUGCUCCACUCAGCCAGCUGGAAGGCACCCAGAAAGAAUUAAACAUGGCUUUGAGCAGAUAUCCAAAGCUUCUCGAGAAAUCCUUCAAUCCUGAUAUAUCAAAAGCUUACCGCAAUAUUGAUUUUGAUAUACACACCAUUAAUCAAAUAAUUGCAGAUCAUUUCUAUCGGGAGGGCCAGUUCGUUCUUGGUGAUUGUUUCAUAGAUGAGUUGAGGGAACCAGAAGCUGCAGCUAAGAAAUCUUCUUUCUUGGAAAUGUAUAAGAUACUAGAAGCCAUGAGAUCACAGAACCUGGAGCCUGCUUUACAGUGGGCUGCUACCAACCAUGAAAAACUUAAACAAAAUGGGUCCGACAUUGAACUGAAACUCCAUCGUAUUCGGUUUGUAGACAUCCUUCAAAAAGAUGGUCGAGAUGAAGCUCUGAAAUAUGCUAGAGCUUUUUUGGCUCCUUUUGCUGCCAGUCAUAUUGCUGAAAUCCAGAAGCUUAUGGCUUGUCUGUUAUGGGCUGGGAGACUUGAUUCCUCACCAUAUGCAGAAUUUCUGUCCCCUAUGAACUGGGACAAAUUGGCCGAGGAGCUUACCCAGCAAUUCUGUCAUCUUAUAGGGCAAUCCUAUGAAAGCCCAUUAAGUGUAACUGUUGCAGCUGGAGUCCAGGGUUUGCCGACCCUUCUGAAGCUGAUGAAUGUAAUGAACAGUAAAAUGCAGGAAUGGCAGUCCAUGAAACAGUUACCUGUGCCCGUGGAUUUGGACACGGAGUUUCAGUUCCAUUCCGUAUUUGUGUGUCCUGUGAGUCGGGACCAGGCAAGUGAAGAGAACCCUCCAAUGCUGCUUCCAUGUGGACAUGUACUCUGCCAGCAAUCUAUCAACAAGUUGUCCAAAAAUAAUAGCACACGUCGCUUUAAGUGUCCUUACUGCCCUUCAGAAGUGGAAGCAGGCCAGUGUAAGCAGUUGUAUUUGUGAUGUAUGUUCAAAAUAUUAACAAGUGUUGUAUCAAACUUCUUACUUUGCAUCCCUCCAGCAGUCUCCUCGUCCUCCCACCCUCCACUCCACAAAAAGAACAGGGGGGAAAAAGAGAGAGAGAGAGAAAGAAAACUCUAGUUAACUGAAUACAUGUAAUUACAGUCUAGGGUAUAUGUUUCUGAAGUUGGUCUCGAUGUUGUACUGUUUGAUGAACUAGAAAUAGAGGCUCUUUGCACAUUCAUUCAAGUACUUUGGGUGUGUAGAUAUCAUGUGAACCUCUGAUGUUCGGACUCUUCGACAUGGUCAGAGUAUACGACACGGGUAUGGGUAUGGAUAUGUGUCGGAUCCUCCAAAUUUCAACCGAACACUUUACUCUUUUUGCUUCUUCUUCUUUUUCCUUUUCUUUCCCAUUUAUGCUCUCUAUAAACCUGCGCCGCCCCCGAUAGGGUGGAGAAAGGCGAUUGCCCUCAGUUUUCCCCUUCUUCUUCUUUCCCUUUUCUUCUUGUUUCUUUCUUUCCCUUUCUGUAUCGGUGGUUUAGGAUGUGUGUAUAAAAUGAAAAUGGAUUUCAUA
Messenger RNA from Olea europaea var. sylvestris, 1930 nucleotides. RefSeq names its product protein RMD5 homolog. The coding region runs from base 199 to 1359 and encodes 386 amino acids. Gene Ontology annotation, biological process: proteasome-mediated ubiquitin-dependent protein catabolic process. The record is from RefSeq and is a predicted model, not a curated record. Lineage: Eukaryota; Viridiplantae; Streptophyta; Magnoliopsida; Lamiales; Oleaceae. Gene Ontology annotation, cellular component: GID complex; cytoplasm; nucleus. Gene Ontology annotation, molecular function: ubiquitin protein ligase activity. The transcript has 2 exons.